Molecule: messenger RNA, 1122 nt
Organism: Lynx canadensis (Canada lynx)
Lineage: Eukaryota; Metazoa; Chordata; Mammalia; Carnivora; Felidae
Gene: DBNDD1
Product: dysbindin domain containing 1
Exons: 4
Coding region: 65-562 (165 amino acids)
Biological process (GO): negative regulation of protein kinase activity
Cellular component (GO): cytoplasm
Source: RefSeq, a predicted model, not a curated record
GCAGGGGCGCCCGGGCCGGGUGACGCCGACGCCGCCCGCGCCCCUCCCAGACCCCGCUGGCCGCAUGGAGCCCCCGGAGGGCGCCGGCCCCGGAGGUAACACCGUCUUUGUUGCAGAAAUGGUUAAGGAGGCUGAGGUGCCACAGGCAGCCCUGGGCACCCUGGCCCAUGGGACAGGAGACAGCUGCCACUCGCCCACGGCCGAGGAGGAGGUGGGCAUCCCGAUACCAGCACCGGGGCUCCUGCAGGUCACAGAGAGGCGGCAGCCCCUGAGCAGCGUCUCCUCCCUGGAGGUGCACUUUGACCUCCUGGAUCUCACUGAGCUGACAGACAUGUCCGACCAGGAGCUGGCUGAGGUCUUUGCUGACUCGGACGACGAGAGCCUGGCCAGCGAGUCGCCAGCAGGCCUGCACCCACUACCCCGGUCUGGCUGUCUGCGCUCCCCCUCCUGGACGCGAACCAGGGCCGAGCAGAACCGAGAAAAGCAGCCACUUGGUGACCAGGAGCGCCAACCAGCAAUUGUGGACACAUUUCUCACCGUGGAGAGGCCCAAGGAGGACUAGGCCAGCUGGCCCCGGGGCCCAGGCAGGACAAAUCCGGACAAUACUGACCCCAUGGACACUGCCCACCCAUGUGGCUCUGGGUCAGGUUCUCGGGGUGCCCCAGCACAAGCACAGCCCAAUGGCCUUAUGUCCCCCUCCGUCCCAGUCCCUGAGUCUCGGACAACAAUGGCUGAGGACGAGGUGGGAGUGGCCUAGGCCUUUUGGAAACUUCUGUCUGCAGGAGGGGUGCUCUCAUCUGCCACAAGAAUCCCGAGGGGGUGUGGGGUGAGGGGGACCUAAGUCGGAGACAGCUUCUCUGCAAACCCCCUGAGGGCCUCAGGGUUCUGGUCUGGGAAUGGCCACACCGUGCUCCAGCCCGCGGGAUGCUCUGCUAUCCAGCCAAGUGUGUGGGUAGGGGAGUCAAUGCCACCUUCAUUUCAGUCCCAUCCUCUUCUUGCCACCCAGGGAGCAAUGCUGGCACCAGGGCCCCCUCCUCAGGCCCUAAGACCCUGCUUGUCUUGGUCCCCGUGUGACAGCCGAGCCCACCCUCCGUGGUUCGUAACACCAAAUAAGGCACAGUC